GUUUACGCGACAGAUGAGCAGAUAAUGGAACCGGCUAAUCACCAUGACCUGAAUGAGUCUCUUAUUGACCAUACAGAAGGCCAAUUCUUCUUGAAUGAAGCCUUCAAAAUUAUUAUGGAGGAGGUGCUCUCCAAGGGCACAGAUGUCAAACAGAAGGUUUGUGAAUGGAAAGAGCCAGAGGAGCUAGCUCUGCUCCUGGAUUUGGGGGUGAGAGAGACAGGAGAGCCACAAGAAAAGCUCCUACAGAGAGUAAGAGAUGUCGCCAAGUACAGCAUUAAGACAAGUCACCCACAUUUUUUUAAUCAGCAGUACGGAGGGGUGGACUAUCAUUCCCUGGCUGGAAGAUUCCUCACUGAGGCUCUCAACACUAAUCUCUUCACCUAUGAGGUAGCCCCGGUCUUUGUACUGAUGGAGACUGAGGUCCUGAGAGGCCUACGUCAGCUGGUUGGUUGGACAGAGGGUGACGGGAUUUUCUGCCCAGGGGGCUCAACCUCCAACAUGUAUGCCAUGAACCUUGCACGCUACCGACUCUUCCCAGAGGUCAAAAGCCAGGGGUUGUGGGCUCUCCCGCGGCUAAGCAUCUUUACAUCUCCAGAGAGCCACUACUCUGUAAAGAAGGGCGCUGCAUUUCUGGGGAUUGGUAUGGACAAUGUCAUCUUUGUGAACGUGGAUGAUAGAGGUCGUAUGAUUCCAGAGGACCUGGAUGAAAAAAUAGAGCUGUCCAAAUCUCAGGGUGCAGUGCCAUUACUUGUGAGCUGCACGUCAGGGACCACAGUGCAGGGUGCGUUUGACCCUCUGGAUCGCAUAGCUGAUGUUUGUGACAAACACAAGCUGUGGAUGCACGUAGAUGCUUGCUGGGGAGGGAGCGUGCUUUUUUCUAAGAAACACAAACAUCUGAUGAAAGGAAUUGACAGAGCAAAUUCAGUAGCAUGGAAUCCCCACAAGAUGCUGGUGGCUGGCUUGCAGUGUUCUGCCUUCCUCCUAAAGGAUACCACGAAUUUGUUGAAGCAGUGCCACAGUGCCAGUGCCACAUACCUCUUCCAGCAAGACAAGUUCUACGAUGUGAAUCUGGACAUAGGAGAUAAGUCUGUGCAGUGCAGUCGCAAGGUCGACUGUCUGAAGUUGUGGCUGAUGUGGAAAGCUGUUGGCUCCAUGGGUUUAGCAGAGCGUGUAGAGAAGGCUUUUAUUCAUGCAAGAUAUCUGGUGGAGCAGAUGAAGAAAAGAGAGGGGUUCCAACUUUUGAGCAUGCCAGAGUUUGUGAAUGUCUGCUUCUGGUUUAUACCACCGAGUUUGAGAGGGAAGGAAGGAACUGAAGAUUACCAGGAGAAACUGGCAAAAGUGGCUCCAAUCAUCAAAGAACGCAUGAUGAAGCAAGGCACUAUGAUGGUUGGCUACCAGCCUCUAGGAAACAAGGUCAACUUUUUUCGUGUGAUUGUAUUGUCGCCACUACUGUCCCAGAAAGACAUGGACUUCUUUCUCAAUGAAAUUGAAAGACUAGGCAAGGAUCUGUGA
Messenger RNA from Archocentrus centrarchus (flier cichlid), 1512 nucleotides. RefSeq names its product cysteine sulfinic acid decarboxylase (gene csad). Gene Ontology annotation, cellular component: cytoplasm. Bases 25 to 1512 code for a protein of 495 amino acids. Gene Ontology annotation, biological process: taurine biosynthetic process; carboxylic acid metabolic process. The record is from RefSeq and is a predicted model, not a curated record. Gene Ontology annotation, molecular function: sulfinoalanine decarboxylase activity; pyridoxal phosphate binding. The transcript has 13 exons. Lineage: Eukaryota; Metazoa; Chordata; Actinopteri; Cichliformes; Cichlidae.